AAUAUCCCUUUUCUAACCUUCGGAAUAUAAUUUUGACACAAAUAAUUACAGUUAGCGUAUUGAUGUCGAGGUCUAUGAACUAGUAGGUAUGAUGGGAAAUUUUGCCUGAAAGAUGAGAAAGAAAAAGGCAGCAAGCAAGCAAGUGACGGAGGAACACGGAAAAUAGCUUCUCUGGUAGCAGAGAGCUCCGGCUUCCACCAUCAUUCUCAUCAAGCAUUCAAUUUGCCCCUUUCUCUUUUCUCUAUCCCCGUCUCCGUAAACUGCUUCCAUUACUGCACAAAAAACAGCUAAACUAAAACCUAACGGUCCUUCAAGAAGGGCAUUUGAGAUCGGACUUUUCCCCUUCCCAAUCACACAAUCAUCCCGCCGCUUCCUGCGCUUCCAAUUUCCGAAUUCUUCCCUUGUUUGGACGAUUCGCCCAUUGAGAUCGGACUUUAUAGUCAGUCUUUGAUCCUGCCGGUGAAAUUCAAAGCGAUAGAGAGAGAGGGAGGGAUAUAGGAGGAAUGCGAAAUGAGCUCACAACAACAGCAGCAGCAGCAGCAGCAGCGGCAGGCGAUAGUGAAGGACCUGGUGGAGGAGGCCAAGAAGAGAAUUGUGAUUCUGGCAAUUUGCGUCGUCGGUUUAUCCUACCUCAUGUCUCUGACAAGCUCCUCAGUAUGGGUCAACUUACCAGCUGCCACCUUCCUAAUAAUCAUUCUUCGUUAUUUUGUGCUGGAUCUUGAAAUGAGGAGAAAAAGUGCAACAUAUGUGAGCAAAUCCUUGCAAUCAAAUACAUCACCUCAGGAUAGACCACAUGGAUCUUCAAGGAUUGUUCAGAAGUCUCAAUGGAGGAAGAAAGUAAACUCUCCUGUUGUUGAGGAUGCAAUAAAUAAUUUUAUGAGACAUAUUGUGUCUGAGUGGGUAACAGAUCUUUGGUAUGGUCGCUUAACACCUGAUCAAGAGGGGCCAGAGGAACUGGUUGUCAUAAUGAAUGGAGUCCUUGGGGAACUCUCUGCCCGUUUGAGAGAUAUAAAUCUUCUCGAUCUUCUAACAAGGGAUCUCAUUAAUCUCAUCUGCACCCACUUGGUGCUUUUUCGAGCCAGUCAAGCAAAGAUUGCACAGAAACAGCCCAAUUUUCUGUCCAUUGAACAACGAGACAGAGAACUAAAACAAGUGCUCGCUGCUGAGAACAAACUGCAUCCUGCUUUAUUUUCUCCCGAGGCUGAGCACAAGGUCCUGCAGCAUCUGAUGGAAGGAUUAAUUUCUUUUACAUUUAGGCCAGACGAUCUUAAAUGCUCAUUUUUCCGAUAUCUUGCGAGGGAGUUGCUUGCUUGUGCAGUGAUGCGACCAGUUUUGAACUUGGCUACUCCAAGGUUCAUCAAUGAAAGGAUUGAAAUUUUUGUAGCUUCCAAGGCUAAUAGAGGGGUUGCCUUGGCAGAAGAGGCAUCCCUGUCUAAACCAAAUGAGACCAACGAUCACUCUCCUAGAUUCUUAGAUCCUACUGGUACUGGUGUUGAGCUUGUGCCAUUGAAAACUGAUAACUCCAGAAGUCGAGAUGGUACACCUGAAACAGAUAAUGGAAAUUCAAUCCAUAUCUCGAAAGAUCCAUUACUUUCUAUCGAUACUAGGUCUACACGUUCAUGGAGCUCUUUGCCCUUGCACCCUCAAGUUAACAGUCAGGGAGACAGUCAGCUAAAUCAUUCAGGAGGACAAUGGAGUGACAUGCUAGAUGUUGUUUCCCAGAGAAAAACAAAAGCUCUUGCUCCAGAAAAUAUUGAGAACAUGUGGACGAAAGGGAGAAAUUACAAUAAAAAUGGAGGCGGAAAUGGGGUAAUUGAACAAAUACCACAGAAGUCAUCUUCUACUAAGUCAGUUGUGGUUGAUGAUCCAAGAAACCAGUCAAAACUCCAGGAGAAAGAUGGUUUGACCAAGCUUGAUUCUCCUCUUUCUUCCAACGUUGUAAAUUCUGUAGGUUUUAGGCAGUCGAGAGUUGAUAAACCUAUCAACCUUGGAAGUAAGAACAGGUCAAAUUAUUCAAUGCAUGCUUCAUAUUUAGAAGAUGCUGCGCAAAGAAUGAUGAGUGAAGAUGAAGUUGUAUCAGAUUCUGGCAGUGGUAGUACACAUAUAUCUGAAGAAGAAGAAGAAGAAGAAGAAGAUGCAACCGAUGUCACGGGCCUUCAUUCACCUGGGACUAAAGUUUGGGAUGGUAAAAGUAACAGAAAUAUGCCUGUUUCACACAUUCAUCAUCCUCUUGAAAAUCCACUGGGUCAUGGUGUAAAGAAACCUAGCAAAGAUAAAACUCGGCACAAAAAACUAUCUGGACUGCAUACUGUCAGAAAAAGGUCGAGAUCAAGUGCUCAGGGUCAACAUGUUUGGCAAGAAGUUGAGAGAACGAGUUUCUUGUCUGGAGAUGGCCAGGAUGUACUCGGUGCAAAAGGAUGCACAAGAGCUGACGAUUCUACAGAUGAUUCUGAGGUUGAAAAUUGGAGCAGGCUUUCUACUGGAACAGUGGGUUGUUCAUCCACACCCUCCCUUCUUCACCCCGAAAUUCAUACCCCUUCUGCAAGUGCAAUGAGAGCAAUGAUGUUAGACUCUUUCUUUAAGUUGAGAUGCGAGGUAUUGGGUGCAAAUAUUGUGAAGAGUGACUCCAAGACUUUUGCUGUAUAUUCCAUAUCAGUUACGGAUGUUAAUGGUAACAGUUGGUCAAUCAAGAGAAGGUUUCGUCAUUUUGAGGAGCUGCAUCGACGUCUUAAAGAGUAUCCAGAGUAUAGCCUUCAUUUGCCACCAAAGCAUUUUCUCUCAACAGGUUUAGAUAUGCCUGUCAUUCAAGAACGCUGUACUUUACUUGACAAAUAUCUCAAGAGGCUGCUUCAAACUCCCAAAAUAUCAGGAUCUAUUGAAAUCUGGGACUUCCUUAGCGUUGAUUCUCAGACAUACAGUUUCUCAAGUUCCUUCUCUAUCGUUGAAACAUUAUCAGUUCACCUUGGGGAUAAGGUAAAUUUCUCUGGAUCUGCUAUAGACCCCUUCAAGCGAAAGGACCUGUUGAAGACGGAGAAGCCAGUUGGUGUUGCACCACUCAGAGUCAAGGAGAGUGUGAACAAUGCGCCAAGUUAUAUGCAGAACAGGCUUGGUAAAGAUUUCCCAAAACCUCUUGAAGAUUCAGGCAGUGAUUCAGAUGUCCAAAGCAAUGUUUCACGCAUCAUAAAUUUAGGCAAUACUGCAGAAAGGAGUGAAAGCAAUGGCUUACCGGAAACAGCAAAGUCGCUUCAUGUCGAUUCUAGUAUUCCUCCUGAGUGGGUGCCACCAAACCUAGCACUCCCUCUAUUAGAUUUGGUUGGUGUCAUCUUCCAGAUGCAAGAAAGUGGAUGGAUCAGGAGGAAAGCAUUUUGGAUGGCUAAACAGGUGUUACAACUGGGAAUGGGGGAUGCUUUGGAUGAUUGGUUGAUAGAUAAAAUCCAACUCCUCCGUAGAGGUUCUGUCAUUGCUUCAGGGAUCAAGAGGGUUGAACAGAUACUCUGGCCUGAUGGGAUAUUCAUAACCAAACACCCAAGUCGACGACCGCCAUCUACUGUGGAUACAUCUUCACCGAAACCAACUCCAACUUAUAGCCGACAGCCCUCAGUUCUGGCUACACCCCAAUUGAGCGAGGAUCAGCAAAGGGAAGCAGAAAGACGUGCUAAGUUUGUAUAUGACCUAAUGAUCGAGAAUGCACCAACUGCAGUCAUAGGUCUCGUCGGUCGAAAGGAGUAUGAGCAGUGCGUCAAAGAUGUAUACUUCUUUAUUCAGUCACCAGUUUGUUUGAAGCAACUAGCUUAUGAUCUCAUUGAGCUGGUGCUCCUAUCUGCAUUUCCGGAGAUGGAUUAUAAUUUGAGGCAGUUGCAUGAAGAAAAGAGCAAAUUUGGGGAACUUAAAGCAGAGUGAGUCCCAUUCAGUUUGGAGAACAGCUCUUUAUGUGAUGGAUGCUUUCAUGUCUCCUGAAGCGAACUAGGCUUCUACCGUGUGGCUGCUUUCCGUGCUUGAUCCGUAGUGCUCACUAUUGAGUUUUUGCCAGUUGGGAGUGUCAUCUCUUUUUACCUUUUGCGUAUACGGGAUGCACAAUUGUUAUGAAUUUUGUGUACAUUUGUGAGAUGAAAAGAGUGGCAAUAUAGUGUAAAGUUUAAU
Linum trigynum is the source of this 4140-nucleotide messenger RNA. The record is from the annotation of a GenBank genome assembly. NCBI's taxonomy places the organism in Eukaryota, Viridiplantae, Streptophyta, Magnoliopsida, Malpighiales, Linaceae.